GAUUUAGGAAUCAGGGGACACAACUCUGUGAAGCAUGCUGAAAAGCCAAGAUGUCUGCUAUCAGUGUGACGGGAGAAAGUGUGUGGAUACAAAAAGAAAUUACUGUUUCCUCGAAAAAACGAGGAUGUCACCUGAUUACUGAUGAAAUAAUUAAGCAGUUUCCUGAAAUGCAAAAUAUAUGUGUUGGUCUUUUACAUAUUCACAUGAAACAUACAUCUGCAAGUUUGGCUCUGAAUGAGAAUUGGGAUCCAGAUGUGAGAGUGGACACUGAAAUGAUGCUGAACAGAAUUGUCCCAGAAGGAGCUGGAUAUAAACACACAUGUGAAGGUCCAGAUGAUAUGCCAGCACAUGUAAAAGCUGCCCUAAUAGGAAGUAGUGUGACUAUACCCAUCACAAAGGGAAAACUCAAUCUAGGCACGUGGCAGGGAAUCUGGCUGUGUGAACACAGGAACCACGCAGGUGGACGGCAUUUGGUGUUGACAGUUCAAGGAGCAAACAAGAAAUAGCCGGUGUCAUAUUUAUUCUUCUUACAUACAAUUAAAACUAAUUCAACAGUGAUAUGUUAAAAACAAGGACCCGUGUUCCAUGUAUGUUUGACCUAGAUGCCAACAGAAUAGCCAGUGAUCCAUUGAAAAGAACAAAGGUUUUUCAUUUUACUUUGUUGCUUAAAAAAACUGUUUUUAUUUUAGCAAAAGUGAGCAUGUGAAAUAUUACUGGUAUUUAUUUUACUUUUAUACUGACUAUUGUAAGUAUAGUGUCAGGAAUAUGUCGGUGUCUUAGAAUUAUUGAACAUUAUGUAUAGAAAAUGUGGAGUUGUUUUGUUUUUGUAAUAUUUAGGUAAUUUUGAGGAUGAACAAGUAGGCUUAAAAUUUUCUGUUGUUUUAGUCUCUACACAAACUGACCCAGAAAUCGUGUUUGAAUAAACAUAGUUGGUUUUAUAUACCCUACAAGAGAUUUAUAUACAGUAUGAAUGUUUUACAAGGUGUGUUAAAAGUUUGAAUCUCGGUGAAGGAAUUUGAGUUACUGGUUUAUAGAAAAGCUGCAGUCUCACGGGCAUAUCCCAGCUCUCAAAACCAAAUGGAACAAAAAAAAUAAAGAAAAAUGGGGGAACUUGAAUUUUGUUUUUAAAAAUAUUUUGUGUGUGGGGGGGGGGGGUCAUCGUCCCCAUGCCUCUGAAUCUUGCCUCUUUCUCCUCCUUAUCCUAUGGUUUACUAACUCUGCUACAGUUUUCAUAGAUUUAUGUGCUUAUAUCAUUUAUAGAGAUCACCAACUGCCUUUAGGCAACAAAAUAGCAUCAUCACCUUUUUAAGUGCACUGUAUAACUGAAGACCUUAGUUUGGCACUUAAAACGCUGGGGGUUGUUUUACAUGCUGGAGUGUCAUUAAGCAUUCAUUCAUUCAAAGUAUUGAAAAGUCUAAUGCUUUUACUCUUUUAUAAUGGUAACCAAUUUGAUCACACCUGGAAUCGAGAUGGAAGGUAUUAUGGGUGAUUUAUUCUAAUUCCAUAUUCUCUGGCUCUCUCUUGUGGGAAGAAUGAUGGAAAUACAUUGUGAUUAGGUUUCAGACCUUCUCAUUUUGACCGAAUAUCUCUAUCGUUUUUGUCCGAAUUUGAGGAUUUGCUCCAGCACAGAGUGGGUCAGUGUCCCUGCCACCAUGUAUCAUACCGUUAUCUCUCUCUCUUUCAAUCUCUUCCUCACUCGCUCUCUCUUCCUCUCUCUCUCUCUCUCUCUCUCUCUCUCUCUCUCUCUCUCUCUCUCUCACCAAUCAAUGACAGUCCUUCCCUCCUCCUCUCUACAAACACACCUAAUCUCCUGUGAGGUCAACAACAAUUGUUUUUAAAUUAUUAAGAAACUAGAUGCAACAUGUGUCUGUAUAUUAAAAUCUGUCUCUCAGAAA
Molecule: messenger RNA, 1895 nt
Organism: Gigantopelta aegis
Lineage: Eukaryota; Metazoa; Mollusca; Gastropoda; Neomphalida; Peltospiridae
Product: UPF0047 protein YjbQ-like
Exons: 7
Coding region: 51-506 (151 amino acids)
Source: RefSeq, a predicted model, not a curated record